Colletotrichum spaethianum is the source of this 1560-nucleotide messenger RNA. Its product is annotated as cholinesterase. The transcript is spliced from 6 exons. The record is from RefSeq and is a predicted model, not a curated record. The coding region runs from base 1 to 1560 and encodes 519 amino acids. NCBI's taxonomy places the organism in Eukaryota, Fungi, Ascomycota, Sordariomycetes, Glomerellales, Glomerellaceae. Gene Ontology annotation, molecular function: carboxylic ester hydrolase activity.
AUGAGAGUCCAAAGCAGCCUUCACAACCUCCUGAGGGUCGUGGUUGUUACCUCAUGUCUCGUUGUCGCCAACCCGAUCUCACCUCGCUGGGCCAUCGGUCAGUCGAUCACGACGACUAGCGGUCCGGUCGAAGGACACGCUGCCUCCGACGCAGACGAGGUGUCCGAGUACUUGGGUAUUCCGUACGCCGAACCGCCUGUCGGAAUCUUGCGCUUUCAGCCUCCCGUCAGGUACACCGGUUCCUCUUUGAUCAACGGCUCGGCAUUUGGAAACCAGUGCAUGCAGCCGUCAAGUGCAGCUGUCAACGUCGAAGCGAUCAAGCAGCUUGGAGUUCCCGCCUCUGCUGCUGAUGUUACCAAGGUGCUCGCGGACACGGGCUCCCAGAGCGAGGACUGCCUGACCUUGAACGUGUGGACCAAGCCACAGACGGGCGAUGCGAAAAAGGCUGUGCUCGUCUGGGUCCACGGCGGCGCUUUUGUCUCUGGUAGUUCCCGGAUCCCAGCAUACAAUGGAAAGUUCAUUGCCGACCAGGAUGACGUCGUUGUGGUGUCCAUGAACUACCGCCUCAACAUCUUCGGCUUUCCAGGAAACCCCGUCUCCGCUCCUAAUCUUGGAUUCCUCGAUGUCCGUAUGGCCAUGGAAUGGGUUCGCGACAACGUGGAGAAGUUCGGCGGCGACGUCAACAGAAUCACCAUGUUUGGCCAGUCUGCCGGAGGAUCUAUGGUCGAUUACUACUCUUACGCAUACGCGUCCGACCCCAUCGCUAAUGGUUUCAUCCCAAUGAGCGGCGUUGCCAAUGGAUUUGGCAUAUAUACUAACCAGUCCGUGCAAAACAAGUGGUUCCAGAUUUCAAUGUUUGUUGGUUGCGGUAGUAACUUGACCGACCAUAAUGCUGUUUCUGACUGCAUGUCGAAAAAGAACGCAACCGAGAUUAUUGCCAGCCUAGCGAACACUACCAGCCCUGUCUCAACUGGGCUCACGUUUGCGCCCGUAGUGGAUGAUCAUCUCAUCUUUGCCGACUACAGUGUCCGUAACUCGGCCAAGGCGGGAUAUCUCAUCGGCAACACUGAGAACGAAGCUGGUUUAUUCAAGAUCGGAGCCCCUGCUGUAAACGAAACUUACUGGUAUGGGUUCAACCUCGUUGCGUAUAACUGCCCUGCCGCGAGAAGGGCGGCACGAGCAGUGUCUGCUGGGUAUCCCACGUGGCGAUACCGUUAUUUCGGCGACUUUCCCAACAUGGCCGUCACCACGACGCCGCCUAGCGGAGCAUGGCAUGCAUCCGAGCUCCCUGUUCUCUUUGACACUGUACCACAAGAGGCAAUCGGAAGCACGGAGCAGGAGGUUGCCGUCGGUAAAUACAUGCGUGGUGCAUGGGCGGCCUUCGCCAAAGACACGAAGUCUGGUCUCCUCAACUACGACUGCAAUGGAUCGUGGCCGAUGUACAAAGAAGACGGCACCACUCUCAACCGUAUCUCCUUUGAGAACCAGACCGGCACGAGUCUGGCCCCUGGAAACUCUUACGACGGGCUCUGCGCGCAAGUGGGAAUCCCCAUUUCUUGA